Xylona heveae TC161 is the source of this 2940-nucleotide messenger RNA. Its product is annotated as HCP-like protein. The coding region runs from base 159 to 2669 and encodes 836 amino acids. The record is from RefSeq and is a predicted model, not a curated record. Gene Ontology annotation, molecular function: protein binding. The transcript has 5 exons. Lineage: Eukaryota; Fungi; Ascomycota; Xylonomycetes; Xylonales; Xylonaceae.
CAACAAUACAGCGUCCACAUCCCAUCGAUGGACUUGGACGCCCUGUGGAUAUAUAGCGAGCAUCUGGGAUGCUGGAGUGACGCCAUCGUCAUUGAUCACGGAUGAGAGCGCAGUUGUAACGCAUUACUGACAGUUCCGUUACAGCCAAAAACUUCGGCAUGAACGAGCGCUACGUUCAACCCCAGAUGGGAGCAACCUUCUAUCCCGGAGGGAUUGAUGAUUUCUAUAUGCCCGAAGUCGUUUCGCCCGCUCCGCAACGGAUAAUGCCCGAGGUGCCAGAAAAUAUUCAGGGCAACCUCGCCCAUUUGGAGUUGGGAGCAGAUAAUUCGAGAAACUUUACCAGCGCGGCAUCACCUCAACCUCCCCCACACGGUUUCGCGCAACCGCCUCAAACACACACUGCCGGCCGUGGAUUGCACAAGGCUCCGUCGUGGCAAGUGCGAGGGAACGAGAGCUCCCAGAUCCCCCACAGGGUUUCAAAGGAAAAUCUUAUCAGUUUACGCAGUCAGCAACAAUCGAGACCAUACGAUCCUAUCGACCUCCCAAGCUUUUCUCCUUUCCCAAAGCUACACAAUCCUCCGCCCAACGUGCCUCCUACCGACGACGAGAAAGAGGCUAUUCUCGAACGGGCUCGGGUGGCCGUUCUGGGCUCUCAAGAUCCAGAAGUGCAGCUGGCAUGGGCACAGGAUGCGCUUACAUACGUCGAGAUAGCGGCGGAGAAUGAAUCGCGCCUGGCCAAGUACCAGCCUCCCAGGCCCGGGACACCUGAGGUUGAGCACCAACUACGUGUGGAUGCGAUAAACAUCGUGCAGUUCUUAGCAGACCAAGGACAUCCGCAUGCUACAUUCUUGCGAGGAAUGUGGCUUGAAUUUGGCAAGUUCGGUUUCCGAAUGGAUAAGAAGGAAGCUUUCCGUUGUUACUGUCGAGCCUCAGACGGAGGUUAUGCCAGGGCAGAAUAUCGUAUUGGCAUGCAAUACGAAAGUUCAAAUGACGCGGCCAAAGCGGUACGCCAUUACAAAAGAGGGCUCGAUGCAGGAGACUCAGCCGCCACCUAUCGUUUGGGAAUGAUGAAUCUCUUCGGCCAGUAUGGUGAGCCACGAGACUACGUGCUUGGUGUGGAGCGGAUCAGAUUUGCCGCGGAACACGCAGAUGAAAACGCACCACAAGGUGCAUAUGUCUACGGCAUGCUUCAGUCCCACUCUUUGCCCCAAGUUGUACUUUCCGAGACUACAAUGCCACUCGACAUCAACAAUGCAAGGAUUUAUAUCGAAAAAGCAGCUUACCUCGGGUUCUCCAAGGCACAAAUGAAAAUGGGCUCUGCUUACGAGCUCUGCCAACUGGGUUGCGACUUUGACCCUGCCUUAUCCUUACACUACAAUGCUUUAGCGGCUCGGCAGGGAGAAGCUGAAGCUGAAAUGGCCAUCAGCAAAUGGUUCCUCUGUGGCUUUGAGGGGAUAUUCCAGAAAAACGAGGAACUCGCUUUCCGUUAUGCGCAGCGCGCUGCUGGCGCGGGAUUGGCAACCGCCGAAUUCGCCAUGGGAUAUUUUUAUGAGGUUGGUGUUCACGUACCAGUUGAUUUAGGAGAAGCCCGUGCCUGGUACGCCAAAGCGGCCGAUCAUGGAAACAAGGACGCGACGGCCAGGUUAGAGGGUAUUUCCAGGUCUAAGACUCUGUCAAAGAAAUAUCACGAAAGUGUUGCACUGGCGCGGAUCAAGUCUCAAUAUGGGACUCAAAAGCGGAGGGAGAGUGAACAUAUUCAAGCUUCCGCCACCCCUCCCGUACCGUUAAUGUCCGAACCAGCCGUCGAAAUGCCUGAUCCAGCAAAAAUGUCGCCGAUCUCGCCAUCCGCUCCCGCGGCUUCCUUCACUUACGGAAUCAAACCACCAAUUCGGCCAGCCACUGCAGCUCCUUACCCACUUGAAGAUGGUCCACCUGCACCCGGAGUUCGGCCUGCAAUUGGAGUUCACGGCAUGUCGAGCCCCGCGAUACGGCCUACGUCCGCUUUUGGCAUCAAUCCUAAUCUCCGGCCUACCUCUGCGGCUACCGUUACUGGGGUACCUCCCCCAGCACCCUAUAUCGGAGGGCAAAGCCCUCGUGUCAACCCUCAGCGCCCCUUUCCAGUAAUGGACGGUUCGGGCAUGGGUCCGACCAUGGGCAGAGGCCGUGGAGCUUACCCGCCAAGGUUGGGUUCUGCCGGUCCAGGAACCCAGCCAUACCGCGGCUCUGCCGGUGUCGAUCCCAGAGGUCGCCCCGGUAAUAAUACGAGACCGCCAAUUGCCAGUGGCGCAUCGGCGCCGCCAACAGUAGACAUUGGCUAUUCCGCUCCGUUGGAUCCACCCCCGACCGAGCAGCGAAAUAGACGUCGCCUCCAAGAUCAUAGCGAAUCCCCACCUCUUUCACCUCAUCCACAAGCCCAACGCCCACCCACAGACGACCGACGGACCCCGACCCGAAUUGACUCUCCAGGACGACCAAUACCGCCAAUCUCCCAAGCGGCAGGCAAAACUCCUAGUCCCAAACCAGGCUCGGCCGCAUUGCCUGCGCCGGCGAAGGCUUCAGAGAAGCCUGCAGCUUCAGCGUUGGCCAAGCCUCCAGGAAAGGGUCCCAAAACAUUUGACGAAAUGGGUGUGCCUGCCGUCAAAGACUCUGGCGAAUGUACAAUCAUGUAGGAUAAAUCUGGAAUGGUUUACUUCCUAAAUCUAAAGGUUUGCGCGUUUGUAAGCUCUGCGAUUUCGGAGUUGAUAUCCAAGGCGUCAUCUGGUGCGGAGUUUGAUUUUUCAUGUCUGCAUUACUACAUCAUUAAGUACCUUGCGGUGGGCAUUUAAUAUAUUCCAUUUGUAUAUUCGCAGAUAUCCCAUGACUUGCAACAAUACAUUAAACUCAUUAGCCAUCAAUGUAAAGAUAUCUAAUGAUGACGUUAGCUAUCAUCUUAUGGGGGGU